AUGUGCAUGAGAAGCAAUGAUGAUGAUGUCACUAUUGAAGAUAUUAGAAAUGGUGAUACUUUAGGUUGGGAUCAGAACUCUUGGCACUAUGAAGAGAACUCAAAUGAGUUGAGUGUGAAGACACUGGAGUCGUGGCUUGAAAUGAAAUCAGGAGCUGAGCUGAUGAUGAAAACAUGUGGAUACUGCCCUGAGGUCCAGGUGGGGCCGAAGGGCCACAGGGCCAGGUUAUGCCAAGCACACAAACACCAGCUGAGGGAUGGGCAGCACGCAUGGCAGGAGGCAACGAUCGACGACCUGAUGCCUCCAGUGUAUGUGUGGCACGUGCGGGACCCUCAGGGCAGCGGCCCACUCGUGGACCGGUUGAAGAGGUACUACGUGAAGCUGCCUGCGGCAGUGGAGCUGUUCUCGCAGGGCGGUGCACAUGUGGGAGAUGAGUAUCAGAGUAUGAUGAGGUUGGAUGUGGUUUCUCCUGACCGCGAUGAAGUCGAUCUUGUAGCUUGAAAAUUGUACUUGUGUAGCAAUUAGGAGAGGAAAUUGUUCCGAAAAUCAGCAAACGUUU
Magnolia sinica is the source of this 559-nucleotide messenger RNA. Its product is annotated as APO protein 3, mitochondrial-like. The record is from RefSeq and is a predicted model, not a curated record. The coding region runs from base 1 to 501 and encodes 166 amino acids. Gene Ontology annotation, molecular function: RNA binding. Lineage: Eukaryota; Viridiplantae; Streptophyta; Magnoliopsida; Magnoliales; Magnoliaceae. The transcript is spliced from 2 exons.